UGAGUGCAGUGACACUGUCAACUAUGAACUGAAGUUAGUAUCAUCAGAUCUUUUAUUUCUACCUAAAAACAAUGACAUUUUUAAGUAAUUUUAGUACGAAAAAGUGUAAGCAUUCAGCAAGAAUUCCUAUCAAAGCAUUCUGCAGCUCUCCUUGAGCCCUCGGUUGAAAGAUCCUAACCUAACAAGUUGUGUUUGUUAUGGUAAUCUGUAGUUGACUCCUGUUUACAGCUUUAGUGCUCUCAGUUUUCAUUUCAACUUGGAGAAAUUUUUUCGAUAUGUAAUUGAAUUUCAUUCAAAUUCCCAAGUAUCGUAGCGUCAUCUAUAUGCAUGAUCAAUGUGCCAGCGGUCACCCAUGAAUCAGUUCUCCGAUGGACUCACGCCUCGUUGGUCCCAUUUGACUAUUCUAAUGCAGACCAAGCUCACCAAGCUGUAGUUAAAGACGUUACGUUUGUUAUACACACCUCAUGAAAUCCCUACAGAUAUGAUUUACUCCUGAAAAUUCAGCCCUCAAGCAAGACAUUAUCAACAUGGAAGUAGAUACCAAGAUGAUAAGACCGUUCACAACCCCACGGUUGAACAAUUAUGAAGUAAUAUCAAGGAAUCGAAAGCUUACCUGUCAUAUCUGCCAAAAGGAUCUCACUUAUGUUGCCAGUUAUUACAACCAUCUCUCCAGACAUCAUACCAAGGCUGAUCUGUCGCUAUGUAUCUUGGAACUAUCAAAAUUAUUGGCCCCAAAAGCAAGCAUCUCAACCACUUCUAGUGUCUCCUUAGAAAGUGACGGAGGUACUUUUGUCUGUAACAACACUCCUGAAGUUGAUGAUAAAAUCAUUAUCGAUAGUCAAACACAGCACACUGAAUUGUCAUCUUCAGAUGGAAAGAAUGACUCAGAAAGUAUCAGCUCAAACUUAAACCUGACUUCAUCUAGUUCAUGCAAGGUUCACCAUUCCUCAAGUCAGUUGAAUUUGCUGACUGAAAAUCGCAUUGAGCUUGAAGGCAGUAAGAAAAAUUCAGCUCAAAGUUCUACAAGUCUGAAAGAACUCAGCAGUAUUCCAAAAGAAAAUGGCUCAGAAAUUUCCGCCACAAAUUCGUGUGAGCCAAAAUCUGCCAAUGAGGAACAAAUUUCGUUCUGUAGCAAUUUGGGAUUGGGACGACUCAAAGUGUCCGAUGAGCCUAACAGUUCCACCCAUCAGCCUGCCGAUAAUCCUGGACAAAAAGAUGUCGAUUCUACAAAGAAAGAUACAUAUGAUUCUAAGCUAUCAACCAAUUUUAUCGUACCUGACAAGUUUUCUGCAGAAGAACCUGUAACGAAAGAUGAUUGUAUUUUCGAGCCCAACUUGUCACCACUCAUAGAAAAACUUAUAAGCUCUGGGCCUAUUUCCGCAAAGGAUGCAUCGCCAGAAGUUGCUACAGAACUAAACCUGUCCAAUCUCUUGAAAACCUCCUCAUGGGCUGAGGCAAAAGCUAGGAGCCCUGCAGGAACCACUGUGCCGAGCUCGAAGAGAAAGUUUUCAGAUGAAGGUGGAUCAAGACUCUCAACCUCCGUAAGUAAGUUAUACUCAAGGGUUUUUGAAAGAAUAAAAAAGAAACCAAAGUUAAUUCCAGUCAAAACCAAAAUGACUUUCAAGGUGUCUCCAAGAUGUGAUUCAACUCCUAAUUCUUUUGCUACUAGUGUGUUGGAGUCAUCCAGUGGAACUUCUAGCAGCUUAGUUGAAGCGAGUAAUCACAACUCUGUUCGUGAACAGUGUGGCACCUUGAAUCUUUGCAGCCAGCCUCAUGCUUCACACCGUGACCUUCAGACAUCGGAGGGUGCUUGCAUUAACUCUCUGCAGUCGGAUCAUAUUUAUUGUAACAGCAGAUCGGGGGAUGAUUUUGAGCAUUGUCUUUCAGACAGCUCAGGAAAGGGAUCAAAGUCCAGGAGUGGUUCAGAUCCACAGCUGCCAGGUAAAGCUGAUGAUAUUGAGGACAACAGACUACUGUCUCAGGUCUCCACUGAAGUAGAAGUGAUAAGGAUUGGAAAGAAUCUCUCCACGCAGAGAGAAGGAAGUUCAAAAAUGGCAAGUUGUUGUGAUGACAUUCAGUCAGUUGAAUAUGCCAGUGAAAUGCCCAGUCCAAUUGAAAAAAUUCAUAAGAAUCAAACUUUAGUUAAAAGUCCUCAGGGCGGAGAUCCAAUCAAUCUUACCAAAGCAAUAAGUAAUGGGUCUUUAUCGGACAGUGUCUCCAAAACCCCACAAAAGGAUAACGCACUCCGAGUUGUCAAUAAGUACGUGCGUUUAAAUAGUAAACAUGAGCUGCUGCGAAACUUAAAAACUGAGCCGCCAUCUUCAACCAACAAAAUUAAUGAGAUAUCACCAGGCGAUGAGGCUCAUGAAGCAGCAGAGAUCCCUUCCAACAACCAUGAUGAAAUAAAAGCGCCUGAUGAAAAUAAACCAUGUUCUGAUUCUCAAAGCUCCACGACUGGAAUCAGUCUGCUCAAAACGAGUGAAAAAAGUGCUGAAAAAUUUGAUGUUGCUGAAGGUGCAGUUUUGAAAACUAAUCGCGAACUCAGUAUCGGAAAACCUUCAACGACAUCACGUUCUCCUCAGUUUGUUGAUUCAAAUGGUGUCGUGUGGGGGAUUGUGGAAAUUGACACUGGUACUUAUCCUCUUAAAGUUUUGAAACCUAUCAAAAUUCCGGACAACGGGAAAACCGACAGUUCGGCUCAAGAAAAUAUCACAACUCACAAGGCUGGUUCCAUGAAACGGAAAAGCAAAACCCCGAGAAAAAAUAAACCGCCUUUGAAACCAGUGACUCUAGAGCAGAAGAUGAAAAUGAAAAAUCCUGCUUUCAGAAAUGAUGGAAACUCCUGUAUCGAAAUGGAGUCUACCAGAAUGGAUAAGAACAAACUAGACGAGCAGUUGAGUGAUCGUUCCGAAAUCAGCAACCAAACAUCCAGCAUUCCUUUCAGAAAUGGAGAUUCUCAUUGCAAAUCAAAUGAGCCCCGCUCCAAAAUUGCCCCCAAAGGAAAAAGUCUUAUUGAAUCAAGUUGCACUGAUUUAGUUCCUUCCUCGAUGAUCACAACUGAAGAAAUUGACCCAGUCUCUGACGAGGAAACAGAUAACUCUCGUUGCACUUGUCUCAAGAGUAAAGGAAUAGAACGGAAUAGCUCCAUUGCAUCUGUCUCAGAUACUAAAACUUGUGAAAUGAGAAAACAGUGCAUGAACUCGAAUCCUGAAGGACCAAUUGUAGUACGUGCCAUCAGUGAUACGUGCCAUUUAAGUCAUCAAAAUUCAUGUUGUUCUGCGAAUAGAAGCUGUGUCGCCCCAUCAGAAAAAUAUUACAUGUGUAGUCAUUGCCUCAAAGAGUUUUCGCGAAAAAGUCAUCUAAUUCGCCAUCAUCGCUCACACUUCGAUGAAAGACCUUUCGAAUGUGAUACCUGUCAUAAAAAAUUCACUACCAAAGCCAUCUUGAAACAGCAUGAAAGGCUACACAGCGGUGAAAGGCCGUUCGCUUGCUCUUUUUGUAAUAAGACGUUCUCGCAGAAAUCGAGUCUUCUAACUCAUACCAUGCUCCACAGUGGGAAACCUUUUAAGUGCUUCUUUUGUCGUUUAGCUGUUGUUUCCAAUCACAAGUUGCAACGACACCUGAGGAGGCAUGAAAUAAGUGACAGUGGACUUUUCUGUUGUGCGUGUGAUUCUCAGUUCACAGUGGAAAGCACUUUCAGAGAACAUUUGGCCAAGGUCCAUAAUUAUCCACCAGAGUUCAGAAUUGUGAAAGUGGGAAGCAUACUUGAGGAAGAGAAGAAAAGGAAGAGGAAGAUUAAUAAAAAGCUACUGAUCACGUAAAUAAGUUCAUUAAAAUCUGAAGUAGUUCAUCCUUUUAAGAAAUGUGUAUGGAAAUGAUACUUGUGAAGAAAUCUCUAAUUUUAUGAAAGAACAAUUUUUUAUGAAGAUGUAACUAAUUUUUCCCCCCUUCGAGUUUUGCUUUAGUUCAACCUUUCUCAGACUGGCCCUCAGGUGAUUCACUCAUGAUGAUCAUUGAAUACAUGUAACAACCACCUUUCGAACUAUUCUUUUUUUCUUUCCUCCUAUUUUUCCCGAGAUAUGGACCAUUUUGUUUUUCUAGCUGUAGAUGAAUUUUUUCUUUACUUGUUUUAUCCGGCUAAUACAUGCUAUGCCUUAGUUAAUUCACCUCAAUAUUUUACCUCGUCACUCAAAAGGGUAUUAAGUAUAAGCAACCAUAGGAGAUUAUUUCUCUCUUGCAACGUGCACAGAAUGAACUUCUUCAAGUAUAUCUCACAGUGGAAACGUUUCAAAAGAUCUUUGUUUAUUCCUGAAUCAGAACACACAAAAAAUCCUUUUUCCGAAAAAAAUGCAAGAACAAAGUUCAAUAGCCAUUUAAAAACUACUCUUACCCACUUACAAGAUCAUCAUUUUACAACAGGAAGCCACCAUUUUUUACUUUUUUGUAACAGCACAAAAGUUUAUAGGGAACCAAUGGCAUCAAUGUUGUUUCUAAAAUGAGGUAGGAAUUCUACCGUGCUGAG
Messenger RNA from Bemisia tabaci, 4522 nucleotides. RefSeq lists its product as uncharacterized. The record is from RefSeq and is a predicted model, not a curated record. Lineage: Eukaryota; Metazoa; Arthropoda; Insecta; Hemiptera; Aleyrodidae. Gene Ontology annotation, cellular component: nucleus. Gene Ontology annotation, biological process: regulation of gene expression.